UUUGUUGCACCCACUAUGGAACUUUCCAAAUCAUCGUAUGUUAGCAUGGAUCACUGUAGCAUGAGAUUAGCUGCUGGGGAAGACGUUUUAAAGGAUUUAAGUGAGAAUUAAAAGUGUUUUGACCAUGGCCACAUCUACUACUACAGAUAACAGGCCGAGUUCAAGUUCUGAGGAGAGCCAAGAAGAGCAAACAAACGUUAACGCAACAAAAGAGUAUUGCGCAAAGUUGCAAGAAUGGAUGUGGCAGUAUUAUUGGGGCUAUUCAAGUUGGCAAACCUGGAUGACUAUGACUUCGUUUCCCUUUUCUUCGUGCAAUUUCCCCGUACCUGGAAGCUUUCAACCACCGACUGGAACUCCAUGGCCAGCCGGACAACAGAAUGUAGAUUCCAGAUAUGGGUACAACUAUGCUGGAAUGGGGUAUCCUUUUUCAUCCCCUGCGCCACCGACUACAGGUGCUCAGAUGGGGCAACAGAUGACAGCUGGGACACCGCCUCAUGAUGCAAGGCCAGUGCAACAACAGAACGGAAACGCACCUCAAGCAGGCCGGGAAUACACCAUCCCCUCUCCCCUCCACAGAUUCGUAGCUGAGACAGUGGACUUCUUCAUCCUGUUUUGUGUCAAGGCGACCAUCGUCCUGUGGAUCAUGCACCUUAGUGGCAUAAAGGACAUCACUAAGUUUGUCACCCACUUCAUAGUUGAGGAGAUCGAUGAGAAUACGUCCUUGGAGGACCUACAGAAGAUGAUGGCGGUAGCUCUUCUGUACCGGGUGCUGGUCUGUUUUUAUGAGAUCAUUUGUAUCUGGGGGGCUGGCGGUGCCACACCUGGGAAGUUCCUCAUGGGCCUCCGGGUUGUGACAUGUGACAGCUCAGUUCUGGUCCGACCCAACCGGGUCCUGGUGGUACCAGCAUCCAACGUCUCCCUUUCAGCUUCAACAGUACGGGCGUUGAACAAGAACUUCUCCAUCGCAUUCCUGUUUCCUGUCUUCAUCACCCUCCUCUUCUUCCAACACAACAGGACUGUGUAUGACAUCGUAGCUGGAACCAUUGUGGUUCAACGCAGAGGAGCCAGAUAGCAGAUGACCCUGAUGGACGGGCUAUGUUGAGUAGGGCAUAUCGUAGCAAAACACUUUGCUACAGGAAAUUAAAAUCUAUAUUGUAAUAGGACAAGUUCAGAUAUUAGUAUCGUGUUUGAAAACCUUUUAAUCUUGAUUGAAAACAACCCAGACCGCAGGCUUCUUGGACUGAACAGAAGGCCUGUAGUACAGAACUAGGCCUUUAAGACCCUAAAGAACUCUGCCAGUGAAUUCAUAUGGAUUGGAUUGAAACCCAGUCAGGACAGAGAAAGCCUGAUACGAGGUGAAAUAGAAGUGUCAUAGGGAGGAUUACUUACUGCUCCCUGUAUCUAGUCAAGCAGAGCAGAAAGGAAUGUUAGGGAACAUGUAUUAGUUUAUAUUCUGUUUAGUUUUAUGGAUGAAGUCAUUUUGCAGGUCAGGAAGAAAGGUGAAACGUGAUGGGAUUGUGUGCAUAAUGGCCAUUCUGCAUACUAAAUUUUACGUGGGUCUAUUUGAUGUGUUGUACUGAUUUACUCUGGAUUCUGUGUCAAGGCUGCCUGUCGAGCCAAUGAUGUGUGUAUGUCUGAGCCGCAUUCAACAGCAGGUUUUCAUAAUACUUCUCAGUCUGUUGUUCCACGCAACCAGGCUGAGAAAGGUCUCACAGUAACACAGAUUAGAAUAUUUCCGUCAUACAAAAAGUCCCCCCUCAUCCUCGUCAUGAGAUGUGCUGGUUGUGUCUGGGUAGACCCCUCAUCCUCGCCAUGAGAGGUGCUGGUUGUGUCUGGGUAGGCCCCUCAUCCUCGUCAUGAGAGGUGCUGGUUGUGUCUGGGUAGGCCCCUCAUCCUCGUCAUGAGAGGUGCUGGUUGUGUCUGGGUAGGCCCCUCAUCCUCGUCAUGAGAGGUGCUGGUUGUGUCUGGGUAGGCCCCUCAUCCUCGUCAUGAGAGGUGCUGGUUGUGUCUGGGUAGGCCCCUCAUCCUCGUCAUGAGAUGUGCUGGUUGUGUCUGGGUAGACUCCUCAUCCUCGUCAUGAGAGGUGCUGGUUGUGUCUGGGUAGACUCCUCCUCCUCGUCAUGAGAUGUGCUGGUUGUGUCUGGGUAGGCCCCUCAUCCUCGCCAUGAGAGGUGCUGGUUGUGUCUGGGUAGGCCCCUCAUCCUCGCCAUGAGAGGUGCUGGUUGUGUCUGGGUAGGCCCCUCAUCCUCGCCAUGAGAGGUGCUGGUUGUGUCUGGGUAGGCCCCUCAUCCUCGCCAUGAGAGGUGCUGGUUGUGUCUGGGUAGGCCCCUCAUCCUCGCCAUGAGAGGUGCUGGUUGUGUCUGGGUAGGCCCCUCAUCCUCGCCAUGAGAGGUGCUGGUUGUGUCUGGGUAGGCCCCUCAUCCUCGCCAUGAGAGGUGCUGGUUGUGUCUGGGUAGGCCCCUCAUCCUCGCCAUGAGAGGUGCUGGUUGUGUCUGGGUAGGCCCCUCAUCCUCGCCAUGAGAGGUGCUGGUUGUGUCUGGGUAGGCCCCUCAUCCUCGUCAUGAGAUGUGCUGGUUGUGUCUGGGUAGACUAAUGCAUGCAUGUAUGUAUGUGCAGGAAUGUCAUGCCUCCAAUACCAUCAUUCAGGGUAUAGUGUAUGAUGAUGUACCCUCUCCUUAAAGAGGCUGACAGCCAAGGCUGACCUCUCUGGUGAGUGUACUAGUGACUAGUGAUGGGAGUUAUGUCAUUGUUCACUCUACAAAUUAUACUGUCUCACUCCUGACUCAUCAUAACAGUCUUUGGUUUUCUGUAUGAAAAUAGGCCUUUUACAGACGUCACAGUAUUGAAAAUGUUUCAGUACUUUUCUUUUGUCCGCUCAGUACUUUCAGCUAGUUACAAAAUAAAAGUUCAACUUUCCAUCUAAUGGACUGGAA
Molecule: messenger RNA, 2933 nt
Organism: Esox lucius (northern pike)
Lineage: Eukaryota; Metazoa; Chordata; Actinopteri; Esociformes; Esocidae
Gene: fam8a1a
Product: family with sequence similarity 8 member A1a
Exons: 5
Coding region: 125-1072 (315 amino acids)
Source: RefSeq, a predicted model, not a curated record